UCGCGGCGCCGGCCGCCCCGCUGCCAGGAUGUCCACAGAUGGUGGCUUUGGCACAGCUGGCAACAGUGAUGCCCAGCAAAGCCUCCAGUCCUUCUGGCCACGAGUGAUGGAGGAGAUCCGCAACCUCACCGUGAAAGACUUCAGAGUCCAGGAGCUCCCUCUGGCUCGAAUCAAGAAGAUCAUGAAGCUGGAUGAAGAUGUGAAGAUGAUCAGUGCAGAAGCUCCCGUGCUGUUUGCCAAGGCAGCUCAGAUAUUCAUAACAGAAUUGACUCUGAGAGCCUGGAUACACACAGAAGACAACAAGAGGAGGACUCUGCAGAGGAAUGACAUCGCUGUGGCCAUCACCAAGUUUGAUCAGUUUGAUUUCCUCAUUGAUAUUGUCCCAAGAGACGAGCUGAAGCCCACAAAGAGACAGGAAGAGGUGCGUCAGGCCGUCACCCCCGCCGAGCCUGUGCAAUAUUAUUUCACCCUGGCUCAGCAGCCUGCUGCAGUGCAGGUUCAGGGGCAGCAGCAAGGCCAGCAGACCACCACCUCUACAACCACCAUCCAGCCAGGACAGAUCAUCAUUGCCCAGCCUCAGCAAGGACAGAGCACGCCCGUGACCAUGCAGGUUGGAGAAGGCCAGCAGGUCCAGAUCGUGCAGGCCCAGCCCCAAGGACAGAGCCAGCAGGCACAGAGCAGCACAGGGCAGACCAUGCAGGUCAUGCAGCAAAUCAUCACCAACACUGGGGAGAUCCAGCAGAUACCGGUUCAGUUGAAUGCUGGCCAGCUGCAGUAUAUCCGCUUAGCCCAACCUGUGUCAGGCACCCAGGUAGUCCAGGGGCAGAUCCAGACGCUUGCAACCAAUGCACAGCAGAUAACACAGACAGAAGUCCAGCAAGGACAGCAGCAGUUCAGCCAGUUCACAGAUGGACAGCAACUUUACCAGAUCCAGCAAGUGACCAUGCCUGCAGGCCAGGACAUCACCCAGCCCAUGUUCAUCCAGUCCACCAACCAGACCUCAGAGGGCCAAGCCACACAGGUGACAGGGGACUGAAGGGAGGACACUGGAAUGAAUCUUCUCCCUGCCUGGAGCCAAACCAGCCUGACCUUUCCCACACCAACCUGUUCUGAUACCUACAUCUGCUUCUGUCCAUCUGCCCUCCAUAGCAAGCCUCCAGUAGGCUGCAGUCUCUGCUGCACUGUCCACCUUCCUCUGGUGGGUCUGAGAGAGAAUAUCCAGCAGCCACUGACACAAGAAGGCAAGAGAGGUUAAAAAAAAAAACACCCAACCAAAACACCUCUGGGAUUUUUUAGGAGGCCACAUUUCAGUGUAUUCAGCUGCUUGACCAACCUCAGAAAACAAAAAGAACUCAUCAGGAAACAAACAAACAAACAAAAAAAACAAAACAAAACAAAACAAAAGACAAAAAAAGGGAUUUGUAGCAUCUCAAGUGAAGGUGGAAAAGGUUUUUGUCUGGUGAAGUUGUUGUUGUUGUUGUUGUUGUUAUUAAAGGGUACUG
This is a messenger RNA of Indicator indicator, 1502 nucleotides long. It is a transcript of the gene NFYC, whose product is annotated as nuclear transcription factor Y subunit gamma. Gene Ontology annotation, molecular function: DNA binding; DNA-binding transcription activator activity, RNA polymerase II-specific; protein heterodimerization activity. Gene Ontology annotation, cellular component: CCAAT-binding factor complex; nucleus. The transcript is spliced from 10 exons. Gene Ontology annotation, biological process: regulation of DNA-templated transcription. Bases 29 to 1036 code for a protein of 335 amino acids. Lineage: Eukaryota; Metazoa; Chordata; Aves; Piciformes; Indicatoridae. The record is from RefSeq and is a predicted model, not a curated record.